UUACAACAGUAUAUUUUAACUUUCCUUGUAUUUCACAAUAUUACGUUGUCUUUCAUAAGAGAAAUUAUGAUUCAUUUAUAUAUAUAUAUAUAUAUAUUCAGUAAUUUCUCAAUAACUUUCACUUCAUUUUUCAUCGAUUUCAUAGUACUCUCAGUAAAAUACUUCCAUCUCGUAUGAGCCCCUUAAUAUCGUCAUUGAUAAUUCGGCAAUCUACGGACCAACUAUCUUGAGGGUUCGGUUUUCGCGACGUUUCCUUGUAUUUCCUACGUCAAGCACGAAACCGGAUCGAUGCCCGAACAUCGUGUUCGGAAUGAUAAAAAAUUGACUGACGCCAGGGGUUUCGUUGGUUACAAUCGUGUGCGAUCGAUACCUAAUAAUAAAUUGACGGGUAUUGUCCUCAGAACAAAAAGCGACCCGAUUGUUCGGAUGCCGUGUCGGCGUGGAAACAAGAAGCAUUGAGAGGCUGGCCGAUCAAUUGGACGAUUAAUCGUUCCGGUGCCGCGCAUAAUUGACCGGCUAUCCCAUUCACGACGCCAGGAAUUUUCAACGCUUUGAACCGUCGCUGGUCGGUCGGCUGGCUGGUUGGGCUGGCUGGUUGGCUGGUUACAUUGGUUGGUGCGUUGGUUGAUUCGCCGCGGUGGUGGCGGCGGCGGCGAGUUUCUGAAAUGACGAAGGACCCGUCUCGUGAAUGCCGGAGGGGAUCGUCACAUUCCUGAGAAACUCCAUUCUCAGAAAAUUAGAUUCGAGGUUACGAGUAGUUUUUACAGUGAAAUAACCCAACGGCGGGCCUCCCACCACAAGCUUUCACCGAAUGUAUACCUGCGUAGCUUAUAAUCCCAAGAAACACGAAAGAAAAGAACGAAGAGGAAGGGAGGGGGGGGAGGCAAGAAGAUAUAAGCCAUUGUUUGAGGAAGAGGAACGAGGGGAGAGAGAGAAGAUAAAGAUGGAGGAGCCUCGAGUUCUCCAGGAAGCCGGGAGUUUACUGAGUCAUCGAAGCGGGAGGUUUGAUUGUACCAGCGAAGUACGACGGGACGUCCCUCUCUCGACAACCUGCCCCAUCGGCUGCGGUCGAUUUUGAGCCGAGCGGACAUUGUCCGUUGAAUUUUGCACACGACAUUACGGAUCGAUGGUGAGAGCAGUAACACGAUACGAAGUGGGACAUCAAAGAGGGAGGGAAGCGCAGCUUAAAUUGUCACGGAACCAGAGGAACCGUUGCAAAAUUACGGGUGUAAAUUGUCCACCGUGACGAUGCAGCAGCAGCAGCUUUUAAGUACAAUGGAUGACAGGUGGCAAUUGGACAACUGGCGUUGACGAUUUCGCUGGGGAAUUGCACGGAAUGAGGGAUUCAGCCGAAAGCGGCGGCAUUCGGAAGAGCGGAAGUGCAAGUGAGAAAGAAUGCGCGCGCGGACGGGCUCAGCGGAAUGACGAGGGAGAGAGAGAGAGAGCGGUAGGUGGAAAGAAGGGUGAGAGGGAAUUCGGUAGAAGAGGGUGACGAGAAGGCGGAAGGAGGGCAGAAUGCUCGGUAGGAAAAGCGACCGGAGUGGGCACAGGGAGGGAUUCGGGAGGGCACCGUGUUGUUUAGCGAUGUUACCUGCUGCGCCUGCGUCACGAGAGCAAGCGUUGUCAUUCAUUGGCUCCCCACCCGCGCUCGAGUGCACAUUAAGUUGACUUAAUUUCAAUUCGAGCUCCUUCUAUACACACACACGCGCACACAACUAUUGCUUCCCAUAUAACCCUUCUACCUCCUUCUCUUCCAUUGUCUCUCGCUCUCUCGCUCUCUCUCUCUCUCCCUCGCUCGCACCCACUCGACCGUCCGCGCUCGGUGCGCGUCACCCUUUUGUACUUGUUGGGUUUCAUGCAAAGGGCGUACACGAUUCGCGCGCUGUGUUAUGUGUGUGCGUGUGCGAGUACAAUAAUACAAGCGUGCGGCGAGAGUAAACCUGCCAGCCGUGUCGGAGAAAGAGACGACAUGACUUGGAAAUAGCGGAAACGGCGAAGGGAGCGAGGGGGGAAGAGGAGGCGAGCGGAGGAAGGGUGCAAGAGAAAGAGAGCGAGCGAAAGAGAACGAGGGGAAUCGUGCGAGAAAGCACGGGGCAGCCGUAAGCCCGAUGAGGGGGCGAGAGAGAGAGAGAGAGAGAGAAGGGGGGAGGGACGAGAUCCUGGCAGCGGCUGCUUUCCGAGAGUGAGUGAGUGAGUGAGUGCGCGCGCGCGCUCAUCUCCUUACAAAACAACGCGUCUGAACACUCUGAACCUCGGUGCUGAACUCGUGCCUCAACAGUUCGGCACGAAUUCACACUGAGUUGAUUAUAUCCUGUCGCUCGCUCGCUCGUCCGCGCGCGCGUCUCUCGCGGCAACCGUCGCCGCCAUAUUGGUGGCUCGAUACAUCCAUACGUAUUAAUAUAAGUUCAGACUGGACCUGGCUAGUAGGACGACGGAUCGCGGCCCCACCGCCGAUCGUUGUUACGCAUCUCAUCGUUCGAACGCUCUCUCGUUUCCCUCUCUUUCUUUCUCUCUUCGUUUUUUUUACAUAUACGCGGAACAAGAAAUUACAUCGCAGUGCAGCAAAAUUACGACAGAGGCACACAUACAGAGGCGGAUUGGCGGCGACCAGCGCGAUGGCAGUGAUCAUGUCGUAAUACAACGACGCCAGCCAUGUUCGAUCCUAUGUAAAGAAUCCCACGGUAGAUCCGCGCAGGAGAGGGGCGGGAGGGCGAGUAGGUAGACGUACUCGCGCGCGCGGAACCGCCGCCGCUGACGACGACGACGACGACGAACGAGCGAACGAAGCGGAGGAUCAUCAGCCGCGAUCACGUGGCUCCCUCCGCUUUCAUGUCGAUCGCCGGGGCGCCAGGAUAGGAUCGUCGAGCGCGGGACGAGUACGUUUCUCGGCAAGCCGAGGUAAAGGGAGGGCUCCGAUCUCCUCUUGUUCCCGCCUGUCGCCGCUGGGCGCGCCAAGUGGAUUCGAGACUAGCGCGGCGGUGUUUAAUUGACUUUACCUACCGCUGCUGAACGUCGCGUUUUACCGAUUCGAAACGUCCCGGCAAGUGAGAGUAACAGAGAGAGAUAUAUACAGAGGAGGCGAGCCGUGCUCGCGUUGCCGCGGAUCGCGCGCACUUUCGCGCACUCCGGCUCCCGCUUUCGUGCGCUCCGCUUUUUCGCGCGUGUCGUUCUGUCUCUUUCUCGCGCGCUCCGCGGUUGUCGAAAGAGCGCGCCCGCUGUGAGUCGCGUUUCCGGUGCGCGGGACACCGGAUCGCGUUGAAAUCGGCGGUGAAAAAUCGGCGAGACGAUAUGCGCACCGGUCGCACGCCUGGCGUUCGUGUUACGCCGAUUAACGCUGACCGACGUUUUCGCUUGCACUGAAGAUAAGCCGGUGUUGACGACAAGUUCUGACAAUCAGCAUUGUUGAUAACAAUGCCUGUAAGUACGGUGCAUGCACACGCAAAUGUGAACGAGUGUGAUAGCGCGCGCGCGUGCUCGCGCGCACGCACGAUAAAAGUGAAUGAAGACGAAGUACACGUCGUACCGAAGCGCGAGAUAAUUGUGUGUUCGCGCGUUUUCUUGUUUUCUCUCUCUCUUUCUCUUUCUCUCUCUCUCUCUCUCUCUCUCGAGACGAAUUCGCGCCGGUCGAGCGUGUGAGCGCGAUUUCUGUCGGCAAGAGAUAAAAGUUCCUCCCGUGUGGCACUUAAUGACACUGGGCCGACGUUUGUUUGUGUUCGCAGAUCGGAAAUGAACAGUCCACUGGAUCGCGAUUUUGCAGAAUUUAAAUUUUCCACGCAAGACAAGAUCUGUAAGUAAAACGGCGCUCAUUCAGGAUUCCUCGCGAAAUUUCUCCGUGCGCGCGUCUCUGUACAUUUGUUUAUAAUUGUAACGCAUAGAUUCUGAUCUCCCCCCCCUCCUCUCUUUCUCUCUUUCUCUCUCUAUCAAGUGUUAUAUAAUUAUAUUUGUGUAAAUGAAACUAACAUGAAUUUAAAGUUUUCCUGCCACAAUCAUUUUUUGUAGUGUGUUAGUGUUCUGUGUUGUGUCUGUUUGAUGUUCUAAAAAUAUGUUCUACUAGAAUAUCAUGUAGAAUAUCAUCUUCCAUUCUAUUUCAUAAAAUCUCGGACAAUUUUGCGAGAGGAGAUAACUAUGGAUAAUUUUAAUAUUCUUUUUUGUAUUAAAAAAACACCCGAAUAAGAAUGUCCCUUAGACCCCUUAUUUGAAAGACACCUUUGCUGCGUCUUAGAACGUCUUAAUGCUGGUAUGGGGAAGCACAAGUGAUAUGUCUAAUAAAUUAUAACCAUCUAUCACCGCAGCUUAUAAGAAGUCUUGAUCUGCUUAUACGUACACUGUACACAGACUAUACAUAAGAUGACAUUAAUGUUCUUACACUGGUAUUAUGCUAUUUUUAGAAUUUUUCCAGAAAAAAAAAAUAGCCAGUUCUACAUUCUAGAAAAGCAUAAUAUCUAUGUCAUUGCCAUUGAUUGAAUAUGUCAUUGCCAAUCAGUGUCCCACAAUUGUUGACAUGCUUUUUUUAACAGCAUGUUUUGGAGAUCCGUCCCUUAGUAUUAUUUCUCUGUGCAAAUCAAAGGCGAUGAUAACAGUUAUAAAAUAUAAACAUCCUAUCUUUGUUUUUCCAAGCUAUAUUUGAACGCGCAUUUAACAUCUUGGGAAUUGUAGCGGAAAGAUGCUCGCUAAAACUCGCUGAAGUUGCAGGGCAACGAUGCCAGCAAAUUUGUCGAAAAAGAGUCGUAGAAAGAGAAACUGCAGGUUCACAACCACUCGGACAUCGGCUGUGCGAGUCGCGUCGUCUACAGACGACCGUGCGGGCACUCCCAGGUCGCCGGACAGUUUCAGCGGUCAACAACCGCUGCUAGACUGCGGCAUUUGUGGUAGGCAGUUCGCCUCGAAGAAGCUUCUCCGUGUUCACAUCAACACUCAUUUGAGGAAGCCUUGCAUCGUCCUGAGGAGGGUGACAGGACCGAAAGUGGUGAAGAAGAGGCAGGGCGACACAUAUUGGCUCGAUCCGGAGAAGAAGGGUUCGUUGAAACUGACUCUGAAGAAGCAAAGCGUCAAGCUCACCAUCAAGAAGAAUUCGGAGGCCUUUACAGUUGUGAACAGUAACUUUUAUCCGGAUAUCGGGAAUCACCAAGGAGAAGAGGUGGCAGGUGCUAAGGAGAAUGACCACAGAGAUGACAGGGCAACAGAGGGCUCGCUCGAUGAACCUUUCGAAAACGUGAUGGUGGACCAACAAGACGAUUAUGGGAACAUUAAGUUCAGCGACGAUCAUAAUCUUCUAGAAGAGAAUGAUAGGCCGUCCUUAGAUGUUAACGAAGGUGACUCAGGUGUAGGGAGUGAUAUGGCAAAUCCAUCCGAGAAGGAAGAUCAAAAUGUCGACGAUAUACAGGGUGUCGAUAAUUAUGACAAUUCUGAGAAGAGACUGUCAGAAUCCGAAGACCACGAGGAGUCCGAUGCCUUGGAAGCUACCUGUAGGGAGACCAUCGAGAACUUGAAGAAACUUGGUGAACAGUCCAGCUCCAGGUCGACGAGUCGGCUAAUCGACGAUCCUGACGUCGAGGAGGAGGAUGACAGGAGCCACGAGUCCAGUAUGAUACACAAUCUCGAGGAGAAUCCUUCCAUCAGCAUUAUUCCAAAGUCUUCCACGUAUUCUAAUCAUGCGGCCGAACGUGCCGCGGUGUGCGAGAGCGAGGACAAGGACAGGGAGUCGAGCGAGUCGCAGUCCGGCUUCAAUUGGAACCAGCUGUCCGCCGAUCUGUCGAGCAAGAGCAACGAGGACCCCAAGGACAGCGGCGAGCAGCAGCACGCGGAAGGAGGCGGAGGCGACGCGAACAUAGAGAACGCCGGCUCGCUCCUGCAGAAUUUCCUCAUCGAACACCAGAGACGCAAUCCGAACGAGGUGUCGCUGUCGAACAGCUUGGUGCCGGUCGAAACGGAGUAUGUGUCCCUGGAGAAGCUCGCGGAGACCGUCAACACGUGCCGCGUCUGCAACGAGAAGUUCAAGGACAUCGCUCACUUGGACGAGCACCGCAGCAAGGCCGGCCACUACCAGUGCAACAUCCCGGAAUGCGCCAGCAUGAUCUUUCACUCGCCGAUGGAGGUGUCGAUGCAUCGUGCGCAGAUGCACGGCACCCAGCUAUCGCCGAGUGUGAGCCAGCUGUCGCCGCAUCUGAACGCGAAUUCGCCGCACGUCAACCAGAACUCGCCGCACCUGAGCCAAGCCUCGCCGCAGCUCAACACCCACUCACCGCACCACACCGCGUCGCCGAUGGAGCCGUCGCCGCCGACCACGUCGGCCACUGCGGGUUCGCAACAGCUCAGCAGGAACUCACCGUUGACCUCGCCGCACCAGACGAACUCCCCGACGUACGGCGGCGCACCGGCGGUGAACCAACAAAUGAUACCGCCGGUGAACUUCGAGCAACUGCCGCCGCCUGUGCAGCAACUGGCCCAGCAAGUGCAGCGCAUGCCUCUUCCACAGACGGGGCAGAUGCCCCCGAGUCUUCCCCCGGGCGCGAACACGAUGAUACCCGGGCCCAAUUACUUCGUGCAACCGCCGGGACGACCGCCGUUGUACAGAGUACCUGGUCCACAGGGUAUGCAUUACGCCCCGCAUUUGACGCACUUGUACGGCCCCCAGUACGGCCCGGCGGGUCCGUACCCACAGAUGGCCGCGCCACCGCAAAUGCACCCUCAGUUGCCCCAGCAACUUCCACGAGGGCGAUAUCCGUCUGUCGUCCAGAACAGCCGAGCACCACGGAUACCGCAGCAAGCCGGCCCGGUGCCUCGGCAACGCAUGAAGAGACCUAUGCAGCAAACGAUGCAGGUCCAGCCGCAAAACAGCGGUUCCGCAGCGGUGAAGCAGAGACGCAUGGACGUGCUGCUACCCGAUAGAAACGAGGACGCGGACUGUCACGUCAUAGCACAACAAAAGCGGAACGACGGUCUGCCCGUCAUACAAAAUGUGCAGGGUGCUACGCCCCAGCAAACUAACAGAAACGACUCCACCAUACACCUCACGGACUCGAUCACUCUAAGUGUUCGACAACCGGCUCAAGUCCAGAACACGUCGAGCCCAGGCGGAAAGAAAUCCGACGCCAAGGCAGUGGCGAAUGUCCUUGCGGCCCGAGGUAUAACAGUUACUCCAGCUGCAAAUAAAAAUAAAACAAGCGAACAAAACAAACAGCAGAUACCUCCGCAGCAGCAGCAGAGGCCACCACCUUCACAGCAGCCUUUAAAUGUUACAGCCCUCAAUCUGAAUUCUGCUAUUUCUAUCAUACCAACUAGUUCGCAAAGAAAGCAGCAGCAGGAGCAGGGCCAGUUCGCCGUGCCUCAAAACAAACAGAACAAAUCGUCGAUGAACGAAGUGGAGCGACCACCGAGGCCACCGACCGUGGAUCUCACGCAGGACACGCCGCCACAAAUGCCGGUGGUCAGACGUGGUCGACCACCCAGAGCGUUAUUGACGUGUCAGGUGUGCGACAAGAACUUUCAGAAUCAAGACAUGUUGACGCAGCAUAUGGCGAAUCACCGGACGACCAGCAAACUUCUGCACAAAUGCAACCUCUGUCCCGCUCAAUACCCUACGGCUCAAGCACUGAUGACGCACAAGCAGGCUUAUCACAAAGAGGUAGACACCGUGGCGCAAAACGGGGGCGCCGAGUUAGCCUUGCCGGUUGUAGACCUGAAGUCGCCGCAUGUCCUGAAUCGUUUGGCGAAUCUAGGCAUUCAAAGCUACAUACCGUUGUCGCAGUUGAGCGCCCAAACCGGCGGUUACUUCGGCUUGCCCAUCAUCACCAUCGACGGCGCGAGAAACUCGAGCAGUUACAAUUUGGGCGCGCUCGGUGCUACCUCUAUAUUAAGCCUCGGCCCUCUCAAGCAUUUAUCAAACAGGUAACUGUGGACGAAUCUGCGUCCGGCCUAUUCCACGUGCAAUCGUGCUACCUGUCAUCGUCGGUUAUUAAUUCCGUUCGAUUCGACCUACACGUCACUGUAUUGUCAUUGACCAUGACACGAAUUCUGUCCUGAUUUUCGAAGGAGAACAACCGUGAUAUAGCGUAAGUAAGAUUCGUAUAAAAACGAAACUUCAACACAAAGUGAAGAUCGCGUGUAUCAUCAUGUACGAGUGAGGUUUAGUUUUACGAAAUUGUCUCUCCUUGUUCUAUUACAGAAAGCGGGGGAGAAUCGGUGAGCUUAGGUUUAAGAAAGAAAAAAGGAUGUUGUUAAUUUAUUUGUAGAUUUAGGGCAACACAGUAUUUUU
Messenger RNA from Dinoponera quadriceps, 8254 nucleotides. RefSeq lists its product as uncharacterized. Gene Ontology annotation, biological process: regulation of transcription by RNA polymerase II. The record is from RefSeq and is a predicted model, not a curated record. The transcript has 11 exons. Gene Ontology annotation, cellular component: nucleus. NCBI's taxonomy places the organism in Eukaryota, Metazoa, Arthropoda, Insecta, Hymenoptera, Formicidae. Gene Ontology annotation, molecular function: RNA polymerase II cis-regulatory region sequence-specific DNA binding; DNA-binding transcription activator activity, RNA polymerase II-specific. The coding region runs from base 4700 to 7891 and encodes 1063 amino acids.